AUGGAAAUUAAUGAUAACGAGGUUGAGGGUGCUAUGCAAACUAUUCCAACUAUGGGAAGUCAAGUUCUUGCAUCGACAGCAUCGCAUUCACAAAAUGAGAGUGUUCCAAUUGAGGCAAACGAAGCAACUCUAAAUAACACUUUAGAUGCUGAAAUUUCGGGUACAGAUGUUGGAACAAAAAGAAAAUGUAGAUCUAUUGCAUGGGAUCAUUUCGAGAAAAAACUAAUUGGAGGAAAAUGGAAAGCGAUCUGCAAUGAUUGUAAGAAAACCUUAGGUGGUGAUACUAAGAAUGGUACCAAGCAUUUACUUGACCACAUGAAAAUAUGCUUGCACAAGAAACAGAAGACCAUACAACAAUCUCUAUUGCAGCCAGCAAAAUCCAAUGAUGGGAUAAUGCAACUUGGGACAUAUCAUUUCAACCAAGAUCAAGCGAGGACAGAGCUUGCAAAUAUGAUUAUAUUGCAUGAGUACCCGUUAUCUAUGGUUGAUCAUGUUGGCUUUAGAAGGUACUCUCAUGCAUUGCAACCAAUAUUUAAAGUUGUUUCCCGAAACACAAUCAAGACUGACAUCAUGAAGAUAUUCGAGUAUGAAAGAAAUAAAACAAUGAAAUUAUUAGACUCAAAUGUUAGUCGAAUUGCGUUGACAACUGAAAUGUGGACGGCAAGUAAUCAACAAAGAGGAUUCAUGGCCAUCGCUUCACACUUCAUUGAUGUUUCAUGGAAAUUACAAAGUCGGCUUGUCAGGUUUAUAUAUGUGCCGUGUCCACAUACUGCUGAGGUUCUCGCAAAUGCACUUGUUGAUUGCCUCUUGGAUUGGAACUUGGAUCGUAAGUUAUCUACUUUAACCGUUGAUAAUUGCACAACUAAUGAUGCUAUGAUUGAGCUUAUUCUGGACAAGCUUCCUCCGAGUUCACUUAUCUUAGAAGGAAAAUUAUUUCACAUGCGGUGUUGUGCCCAUAUUUUGAAUUUGGUUGUGAGGGAUGGACUAGAAUUAAUUAGUGAUAGCAUUGAAACAAUUCGUUAUAGUGUCGCAUUUUGGACAGCAACACCAAAAAGAGAUGAAAAAUUUAUUGAAACAGCUCGACAAUUGAAGGUUCCAAGCACAAAGAAACUAGAACUUGAUUGCAAAACACGAUGGAACUCUACAUAUUUAAUGCUUAACACUGCAUUAGAAUAUGAAGCUGUGUUUGCUCGUUUGAAACAACGUGAAACUUUAUAUAAAAGAGUUCCCACACAAGAAGAUUGGUCAAAAGUGAGAGAGAUUUCUUCUAAAUUGGAGAUGUUUUUUGAUGCCACAGAGUUAUUUUCGGGGACCAAGUAUCCCACUAUAAAUCUUUUCUUCUCUACUAUUUGUGAUAUUAAGUUGGCAAUUGGUGAUUGGCUUCUCUCGGAUGAUAAUGUGGUGAAAACAAUGGCAACAAAUAUGAAAGUAAAGUUUGAAAAAUAUUGGGAUGUAAUGAAUUGUUUAUUGGCAAUUGGGAGUAUUUUAGAUCUAAGGUACAAGAUGAAGACAGUUCAAUUCUAUUAUCCUCUUGUUUAUGGUGAUAUGUCUUCUUAUGAGAUUGAAAAACUAAAGAAAAAGUUGUGUGACAUGGUUGAAGAGUAUGAGAAGAAAUCCAAACAAUCACAGAAAGUGAAAAAUUCACAAUCGUCUUCUUCUUUAAGGCCUCCACUUCCUAAGCGUGGUACUUAUGCUGAUAAAUUUGAGAUGUUCAUGGAUUCUAAUAAUAGUACUGAACAUGAGAAGUCGGACUUGGAUUAUUAUUUAGAAGAGUCUCUUUUGCCAAGAACAAGUGAGUUUGAUAUCUUAUGUUGGUGGAAGACAAAUGGGAUCAAAUAUCCCAUUUUGCAUGAUAUUGCUAAGGAUGUGUUGGCCAUUCCCGUGACGACCGUUGCUUCCGAAUCAACAUUCAGUACUAGUGGGAGAAUUUUAAAUGCUCAUCGUAGUAGACUUCAUUCUAAAACUAUUGAAGCUUUGAUGUGUGCUCGAGAUUGGUUAUGGAGUGAAAUUCAAGAUUCUACAAUUUCAAUUGAUCAAAAGUUUGAUAAUGAUGCUGAUAUAGAGGAGCCAGAGUCGUCACGCACAAUCACAGAUAGUAACUCCAUAGAAUGUUAG
Messenger RNA from Zingiber officinale, 2115 nucleotides. Its product is annotated as zinc finger BED domain-containing protein RICESLEEPER 2-like. The record is from RefSeq and is a predicted model, not a curated record. NCBI's taxonomy places the organism in Eukaryota, Viridiplantae, Streptophyta, Magnoliopsida, Zingiberales, Zingiberaceae. The transcript is spliced from 4 exons. The coding region runs from base 1 to 2115 and encodes 704 amino acids. Gene Ontology annotation, molecular function: protein dimerization activity; DNA binding.